Messenger RNA from Lodderomyces elongisporus, 2718 nucleotides. RefSeq names its product MCM DNA helicase complex subunit (gene MCM3). NCBI's taxonomy places the organism in Eukaryota, Fungi, Ascomycota, Pichiomycetes, Serinales, Debaryomycetaceae. Bases 1 to 2718 code for a protein of 905 amino acids. Gene Ontology annotation, cellular component: nucleus; MCM complex. Gene Ontology annotation, biological process: DNA strand elongation involved in DNA replication; double-strand break repair via break-induced replication; mitotic DNA replication initiation. The record is from RefSeq and is a predicted model, not a curated record. The transcript has a single exon. Gene Ontology annotation, molecular function: single-stranded DNA binding; ATP binding; single-stranded DNA helicase activity.
AUGAACGACAACACACAGUUUGAUGAGCAACCGUUGGAUGCUGUAUUUGGUGACAGAGUGCGUAGAUUUCAAGAAUUUCUAGAUAGAGACGAUGCAAAUACCGGUAUCAAUUAUAGGUCACAGAUUCGAAACCUUAUAAUCAAAAGCAAGAAUAGACUCAAUGUAUCCAUUGACCAAAUAAGAGAUUUUGAUCGAGAAUUUUGGCAAGGUUUGCUUAAUCAACCAGCGGAUUACCUUCCGGCAUGCGAACGUGCUUUGAGAGACACAGUGUUGACAAUAUACGAUCCUUCAGAUUCAGAUUUUCCCUCGGAGUUCGAUUCCAGUCAGCAAUACUAUUUGAGUUUCAAAGGGGCUUUUGGUAGUCACUCGGUUACUGCUCGUUCCAUUGACUCUAGUUAUUUGUCGAAAAUGGUUUCCAUUGAAGGUAUUGUCACACGUGCCUCAUUGGUGCGCCCCAAAGUUAUUAGAUCGGUACAUUAUGCAGAGGCAACAGGAAGGUUUUACGCAAGAGAGUACAGAGACCAAACCACUUCAUUUGAUGCCAUCUCGACACCGGCAAUUUACCCAACAGAAGAUAUGGAGGGAAAUAAAUUAACUACCGAGUAUGGGUAUUCCACAUACAGAGAUCAUCAGAAAAUCUCUGUUCAAGAAAUGCCAGAGACAGCACCAGCUGGCCAAUUACCAAGAUCGGUUGACGUGAUACUCGACGAUGAUUUGGUUGACUUGACAAAGCCAGGUGAUCGUGUUCAAAUAGUUGGUGUUUACAGAGCCUUGGGCGGUGGUGCUAAUAACAAUUCUUCGUUCAAAACCGUUAUCUUGGGGAACUCAGUUUAUCCAUUGCAUGCCAGGUCUACUGGUGUAGCUUCACAAGAAAAGAUUACUGAUCAAGAUAUAAGAAAUAUCAACAAGCUUUCAAAGGAGAAGAACAUAUUUGAAACUUUGUCCCAAUCGCUCGCUCCCUCGAUUUAUGGGUUUGAAUACAUUAAAAAGGCAGUCUUGUUGAUGAUGAUGGGUGGUGUUGAAAAGAACUUGGAUAAUGGAACACAUUUGAGAGGUGAUAUUAAUAUCUUGAUGGUGGGUGACCCAUCGACUGCCAAGUCGCAAAUCUUGAGGUUUGUGUUAAACACAGCAUCUUUGGCGAUAGCCACUACGGGUAGAGGUUCCUCAGGUGUUGGUUUGACUGCGGCAGUCACCACUGAUAAGGAAACUGGUGAAAGGAGAUUGGAAGCAGGUGCAAUGGUUUUGGCUGAUCGAGGUAUUGUGUGUAUUGAUGAGUUUGACAAAAUGUCUGAUUCCGAUAGAGUUGCUAUUCACGAAGUGAUGGAACAACAAACCGUUACUAUUGCCAAGGCAGGUAUUCACACAUCACUAAAUGCUAGAUGUUCAGUUAUUGCAGCUGCCAAUCCAGUGUUUGGGCAAUACGAUGUUCACAAAGAUCCACACAAGAAUAUCGCGUUACCAGAUUCCUUAUUAUCGCGUUUUGACUUGUUAUUUGUCGUUACGGAUGAUGUAAAUCCCACAAAGGAUAGAGUCAUUUCGGAGCAUGUAUUGAGAAUGCACAGGUUCAUUGCUCCAGGUAUGAUGGAAGGUGAACCUAUUCGCGAGAAAUCAAGUGUGACACUUGCAGUUGGGGACGACGAAACCAACGAAAAGGAGUUGUUGGAGCAGCCAGUUUUUCAGAAAUUCAAUGCUCUACUACACGCGGGCGUUGCCAAAACGGGGCGCGGUAAGAAGUCACCAACUAUCUUAUCCAUUCCAUUUCUCAAGAAAUAUAUUCAAUAUGCCAAACAAAGAAUCAAGCCAGUUUUGACAAAGAGCGCAUCCGAUUACAUUGUUGUUACAUAUUCUUCCUUGCGUAAUGAUUUGAUUGGUAAUAACCAAAGAAAUACAGCACCAAUAACAGCGAGAACUUUGGAAACAUUAAUUCGUCUUGCAACAGCUCACGCUAAAGUAAGGCUUUCGAAAACUGUUGAAGUCAAAGAUGCAAAAGUUGCUGAAGAAAUGUUGAGAUUUGCUUUAUUCAAAGAAAUUGCAAAGAAACAACAUAAGAAAAAGAGAAGGACCGAAGCUGAAGCACUCGAUUCUGACCUGGAAGUAUCCGGGGAUGAGAAGGGAGAAGAAGAACAAGAAGAAGAACAACAAGAAGAAGAAGAAGAGGUGGAUAACUUGAGACCAAGUGAGAGACGAACAAGAUUGAGGGGACAACAGCAAGCUCAACGCCAAGAAAGCACAUCUCCACCAUCAACUCCCGUUUCAGCAAAUGUCGGAGACACGGACGCAGUUGAUGCAGAAGAACAGUUAGUAGGAGAGCAACUUGAAAACAUGCAUUUGACAAAUGCACCACAAGCAGAAGCACAAACAUCCGUAGCAACAACAAUGGCCAAUAGAAAUACAUCAGGCGCACUUUCUGAGAUGUCUCAUAAUGCACCUCCUGCAACUACAACACCAUUGGCGGAUCGUACUCUCAAUGCUGAACAAUUGCCCACCAUUAGUGAAGAAAGAUUCCAGCUUUUCUUUAGAACUUUGGGUCAAGUUGUUCAAACUGAACUCUUCAACAAUGACAGUCAGUGUGCCCCUUAUGAUGCUGCAGUUGCCGCUGUUAACGAUUUAAUUGAUCAGGAAGAGAAAUUUACCGAUGCAGAGUUGCUUAGCGCUACAAACAGAAUGCUGGACGAAGGUAAGAUUUUCCUCGAGGGUGGCAAAAUAUGGCGUAUUUAG